Messenger RNA from Cryptomeria japonica (Japanese cedar), 1005 nucleotides. RefSeq lists its product as uncharacterized. The record is from RefSeq and is a predicted model, not a curated record. The transcript has a single exon. The coding region runs from base 140 to 649 and encodes 169 amino acids. Lineage: Eukaryota; Viridiplantae; Streptophyta; Pinopsida; Cupressales; Cupressaceae.
GCACUUACAUCACCCAGCCAUUCUCUCUUGCGUUGGUAUACUUUGUGUAUAUAUACCCCCCACCUUGUCUCUAUUUGUGUGUAUAUAUACCUCUAGCACUGCACCCCUUUGUUUCCAUUUCAUCUUCAUUUGCAGGAAAAUGGCGGAGGAGAAUUUGUGUGAUUCCAGUUCCAGCCCUCUGCGCAAGAGAGCAAGAGAAACGGAAGAAGAAGAAAAAGGGGGUGAAAUCAGCAGUAAAAAUGCUGAAAUUGAUGUCGUACCAGAGGCCAAGCGGAUUUACAGCGGGCCUGCGCAGGACGCAGAUCUCAUGGCGCUGCUUGACAGAAUCGAGAAAAUGGACGAGUUUACGGAGGAGGAGCGAGUCGUAAAGAAUUCUGCGGAAGAAGAAAUGAGCUUAAAGGAUUCGUCGUCCUCUAAUGGCGAUGUGGAAAAUGAGUUCAACUAUAAUCUCGUUUUGGAUGCUGCAGAUGAGCUUCACAUGAAUUACUUUGAUUUCUGUGACGAGGAUUUGAUGGCCGUUUAUUCUGCGACAAAUUAUGGCCUUUUGCAUGACUAUACGGAGAUCACAGGGAGCUUGUGGGAGGAUGAUAUUUGGCAGGUGAAGGACGCCGCUUCUAAUGACCUUUCUUCUCAAGUUAGACAUGGAUGAUGAUUAAUAAACCACAGAGAGCCGCUUGCAUUUUAUGUACUGUGUUUUUUUACCAUCCUUUUCUUUUCAAAUACUGAAUCGUCGUAUAUAUAUGUACAAUGAAUGGCGAAGAAAGAUGUAAUUCUGAAGCCAAAAGAGUCCUCAAAAAUGUAAUUUCUAGGGUUACGAAAGAUAAAUAUUUUCUCAAAUCUAGGGUUUCAUUACUGUGUGUAUAUGAACCGUUUGUUUAAUGUCAUACGAGCCUUCAACUAACUUGCCUGGACUACGAAUAUAAAGCCCUUCAAUACUGAAACUUUUUUCUCCAUUAAUGUUAAAACUGUUUGUUCAUGGAAUUAAUGCUAUUUGAUUAUUCUGAA